CCCUACCAUCAACCCUAUUACUAACUUCCUCUUAUGGACAGGCUGCAGUUAGGUGACAAGCUAUUGCUGUUGAGUUUAUUAUCGUAUAUACUAGUGGUUAUAGGGAGUAUCUGCUAAGUUAUAACUUUAAACCCUAAUACAAGAGCGAUUUUCCAAACAUAUUAGAUUAAAUAAAACUCACUGUUCAUCACGUAGUUGCCUAGUUGGUUCGAUGGUACUUUGGCAAAAUUAUAAUUCUAUUUUUCAUUUUUUGUCUGUUUGUUGUGAAACACACAUCCCCGUUUUUUUCUUUAACCUUUUUUUUUUUUUUUUGCAGUAGCAAGAAUAUUUGUUGGAUACCUCAACUACAUUUCAAUGAUUUCAUUUUGGGUUUGGUUGUUCUAGUUUCCUUUAACUUGAUGGACACGUUAAGAAUGGUCGGCAGACCUUCGUUAUCCUAUACUGCCUAGCCAGUGGCUAGGAGGUGCACCAUGAGCUAAACCUUAAUACGAGCUUAAAUUUUUUUGAAGGCUAUGGUUAGCCUGCAUUUCCUAAAUCCUAUAGAGCAAAGUAGUUAGACAGCAAAAAAGCAUGGAAACCCAAGGAAGUCUGGAAAAUUAUGUCUCAGUUUGGAAUCUGGGAGAUUCGGUUUGCAUUCAAAUGGCUCUAAGAGCUGCAAUAGAGCUCGAUGUCUUCAAUAUCAUUGCUAAGUCAGGGCCAGAAGCUCAUCUUACAUCAAAAGAAAUUGUUUCGGCAAUCCCCACCACAAACCCAAAUGUAGCAGCUAAGAAUUUAGAGCGAAUCCUUAAGCUUCUUAGUGUCAAUUCCCUCCUUUCUACCUCACUCAAACCAAGCCUAAAUGACAAAACACCACAAGAAAGGGCUUAUGGCCUAACAAAAAAUGCACUUUGCCUGCUGCCAAAUGAAGAUGGAGUUUCUAUCACACCAAUAAUUAUGUCUGGCUCUGAAAUGCACGCUAUGCAGAGCUUAUACAUGCUCAAGCACUCAGUGCUUGAGCCAGAGAGUGUUCCUUUCUCUAAAUUCUACGGAGAAAAUUUUUAUGAAUACAUGUCCCACAAACCUGAGACAUUUUCAUUGUUCAACAAGCUCAUGAGAACAACCUCUUAUUUAUAUUUUGAUCAGAAGGUGCUUAAGGUUUAUCGAGGUUUUGAAGAAGUGAAAGAGCUUAUGGAUGUAGGGGGUGGUGAUGGAAGUUCCCUUGCAAAAAUUGUGUCUAUGUAUCCUCACAUCCAUGGCAUCAAUUUCAACUUACCUAGUGUUAUUGCUCAAGCUCCUAAAUAUCAAGGUGUGAAGCAUGUCAGUGGAGACAUGUUUGACUCGAUACCAAAAACACAAUCAAUUAUAUUGAAGUGGGUACUUCAUAACUGGGAUGAUGAGCAUUGUAAGAAGAUAUUGAGAAACUGUUGGGAGGCGUUACCAGAAACUGGAAAAGUAAUAGUUGUGGAAUAUUUCAUGCUUCCCGAAGAAUUGGAGAAUACCCCAGAAACAAUGCAGAUAUUAAAGGGUGACGUUAUCAUGAUGGCAUUUUUUUAUGGUAAGGAGCGAACAAUAGCUGAAAUUGAUAACCUAGCCAAAUGUGUAGGGUUUAUUGAAACAAAGAUUGUUCAUGUUUCUCAUGGAACAUAUGUUAUCGAGUUCCUCAAGAUAAAACAUUAAAUAGUUACCUAGAAUAACAUAUGUGAGAACAAAAAUAUGCAAGAGAGAAAUAAUCAAGUUAUUAUCAUAUACAUAUAUAUUGUAACA
Molecule: messenger RNA, 1743 nt
Organism: Rosa chinensis
Lineage: Eukaryota; Viridiplantae; Streptophyta; Magnoliopsida; Rosales; Rosaceae
Product: (S)-scoulerine 9-O-methyltransferase
Exons: 4
Coding region: 571-1656 (361 amino acids)
Biological process (GO): methylation
Molecular function (GO): S-adenosylmethionine-dependent methyltransferase activity; O-methyltransferase activity; protein dimerization activity
Source: RefSeq, a predicted model, not a curated record